This is a messenger RNA of Medicago truncatula (barrel medic), 954 nucleotides long. RefSeq names its product protein cornichon homolog 4. The transcript is spliced from 4 exons. The coding region runs from base 127 to 540 and encodes 137 amino acids. Lineage: Eukaryota; Viridiplantae; Streptophyta; Magnoliopsida; Fabales; Fabaceae. The record is from RefSeq and is a predicted model, not a curated record. Gene Ontology annotation, biological process: vesicle-mediated transport.
AAGGAAAAAAAAAACAGUUAGUGGUGUUGCGUUGAUUUGUAGAGCAAAGUUGUGGUCGCACGUGGUGUACGUAGUUACUGUCGUGAUUGUGAAUUUGGGAGAGAGAGAGAGAGAGAGGGAGGGAGCAUGGUCGAUCUCUUUGGGUGGCUCAUCUCCUUCUUCCUCCUCAUCGCGUUACUUGUUCUCGUCACAUACCAGUUAAUGUGCCUUGCAGAACUAGAAUUUGAUUAUCUAAAUCCAUAUGAUUUCUCAAAACGAAUAAAUUCGGUGAUGUUACCUGAAUUUUAUACUCAAGCUAUUCUUACCGUCUUCUAUCUCAUUACUGGCCAUUGGAUCAUGUCUUUCUUCUGUCUUCCUUAUCUAUACUUCAAUUUCAGAUUGUACAGACAAAAAAAGCAUUUAAUCGAUGUUACUGAGAUAUUCAACAUGCUCGCAUGGGAAAAGAAGCAACGGCUCGUCAAACUUUUCUAUCUUGUUUCAACCCUUUUCUUCUCUGUAUUUUGGAUGAUUUAUACAACAUUGGAGGAUCACAAUGAGUAAUUGCAGUUGGUUACUUGUUUUGUGGAGUGCUUUCUAAAAUUGACCACUGCAGUAAAUUUCCAGAAUUUUGUGGUAGAGAGCAGUUCAUUACUUCGCGUAUGUGACAUGACUGACUGUAUUUUUGGGGUGAGUUGCAACUGCAAGCUUGUUUUGAUAGUUGGACAGUAAGAUAUCUUUAUAUACGGCAAGCAUUUUAUGCUUAUCUAACUUAUGACUUCGUGUAUAUGGGUGAAGGCAUCAAAGGGAGGUGCUGGUGGCUGAUGAGGGAGUUUGGUUAUUUGCAUAGUGUUAUUGGGCGAUAUGUGCCUAUGGACCAAAAAGAUAAUGUAUUCAAUAUUCAUAUUGAAUUUGUUUACAAAAUUUUGUAGUUUUUACUUUUUCAGCAAAUCUAUGGUUUAUUUAUUCCUACGAAAA